GACCCAGAAGCAGUGGCAUCAGGGACGAAAAAGGAGCCACGUAAAAUAGAUUUUGGAGUGUUACAACCCAAUUCUUCACUUAUAUUUGAGAAGAGUGAAGGCUCUUUCCUAAUCCUUACAGGCAAAGCAAAGGCUCGAUCAACCCACACCAGUCUCUUCUCAGCUGACUGGGACUUCCAGAAGAUGGGCAUUGGUGGUUUAGAUGAACAAUUUAUUCAGAUCCUCAGAAGAGCUUUUGCCUCAAGAGUUUUUCCACCAGAAGUAACAGAACAGCUGGGAGUGAAGCAUGUCAAGGGUCUACUGUUGUAUGGACCUCCAGGUACUGGCAAGACCUUAAUGGCCCGUCAGAUUGGAAAGAUGCUUAAUGCUCGAGAACCAAAGAUUGUUAAUGGUCCUGAGAUUCUAGACAAGUAUGUGGGAGAGUCUGAAGCCAAUGUGCGCCGCCUCUUUGCUGAGGCUGAAGAAGAGGAGAAGCGCAUGGGUCCCAAUUCUGGUCUUCACAUUAUCAUCUUUGAUGAGGUUGAUGCCAUUUGCAAACAGAGAGGUUCAGUUGCUGGCAACACUGGUGUCAAUGACACUGUGGUCAACCAGCUUUUGUCCAAGAUUGAUGGUGUAGAGCAACUCAAUAACAUUCUAGUCAUUGGCAUGACCAACAGAAAGGACAUGAUAGAUGAUGCUCUGCUGAGGCCUGGCAGACUGGAGAUCCAAGUAGAAAUUGGUCUUCCUGAUGAAAAGGGACGCUUUGACAUUCUCAAGAUCAAAACUGCAAAAAUGAAGGAGCACAACAAACUGGAUCAUGAUGUUGACCUUGCAGAAGUUGCCUCCUUGACAAAAAAUUUUUCAGGAGCAGAACUUGAGGGUCUUGUGAAGGCUUCCUCAUCCUCGGCCUUGAAGCGCUACAUUCACCUGGGAAACAAAAUUGAGGUGGAUCCUAAUGCCAUUGACAAAUUAAAAGUUACUCGAGCAGAUUUUAUCUACUCCCUUGAAAAUGAUGUAAAACCCUCCUUAGGGACCAGUGAUGAAGCUUUGUCAAAGUUUAUUGAGAGGGGAAUCAUUAAUUGGGGAGCAACGAGAGAACUGGUGGAAAAGGGAUUGAUGUUUGUAAAGCAAGCAAGGUCACCUGAAACUAGUAAUCGGCUUUGCCUUUUACUUGAAGGGGCACCAACUGCAGGUACUUCUGCAAUGGCAGCAUAUUUGUGCAAAAAUUCUAACUUCCCCUUUAUAAAAGUCAUUAAUUCUCGAGAAAUGGUUGGUUUCAUGGAGGCUUCCAAGUGUUUGAGAAUCAGUAAAACUUUUGAUGAUGCGUACCGCUCUGAACUAAGUUGCAUUUUCAUGAAUGAUCUUGAACACUUGAUGGGAUAUUCACCCAUUGGCCCAAGAUACCAGUCCCUUGUUCUGGAUGCCAUGUACUCUCUUCUGUCAGCCUCCCCUCCUCCAGGCCGUAAAUUACUUGUCGUCUGCACAUCUAAACGUCGCUCAGUAUUGGAAGAACUGGGUCUCCUUUCAGCCUUUACAGCUGUCAUCAGGGUUCCUUAUAUUGCACAUGUGGAAGAUGUUAGACUUGUGCUUGAGGAAUCACAAGCAAUGAGUCCAGAUGAGAUUGAGGCAGUUCUGAAGCACAUUCGUCAUGGAAAAAUCUUUGUUGGUGUUAAAAAGCUACUGGGUCUCCUUGACUCAAUGCGUGUCAUGAAGGGAGUUGACUGGCGCAAAAGAGUAGCAUCUUUUGUUAACUUGUUAGAAGAUGAAGGGGUGUACACUCCAGAACUGUAAUUUGUCUUGGAAGAGUGAAACCAUUUGCAUUCAUACAUGGCCAAAUAUACAUGAGAGAAACUGGUGAGGAAAACUGCAUGGAAACCGUUGCCCCGAGUGAGGAAGCCCAACCUACACUCGGACUGUGGACAGGAUUCGAACCCAUGCGCUUGGAGACCCCGCGAACCCCAAAGCACACAUGGUUCCACUGUACCACGGCAGCUCAUGACAUACCUUAUUUGCCAAGCAAUCUUCCUUUAAGCUUGAUGACCUCCAAAUGUGCUGAGAGGCUUCCUGCCAGUUUUUCUACGUGAUGGGGAAUAGUACUAUCCUAAAUAUCCUGUAUUUCUAUUUUUAGCUUUGCUAUAGUUGAAGCCAGGGCCGGCCCAAGCCUCCAUGGGGCCCUAAGCGAAAUUGUAUUUGGGGGCCCCCUAAGUAAAUAAACAGGUAGCAAUGUUCUUACUGUAAAUGUGUCAUGUUUAAUUAUUUUUGGUUUAAAAAAAAAUGCAAUGGCAAUGUGGAACAAUAAAUUGUAAUGCAAGAUCAAUAAAAACAAAUAACACUUCCAAA
Messenger RNA from Portunus trituberculatus (swimming crab), 2319 nucleotides. Its product is annotated as vesicle-fusing ATPase 1-like. The record is from RefSeq and is a predicted model, not a curated record. Gene Ontology annotation, biological process: SNARE complex disassembly; intra-Golgi vesicle-mediated transport; Golgi to plasma membrane protein transport. Gene Ontology annotation, molecular function: ATP binding; ATP hydrolysis activity. The transcript has 5 exons. Gene Ontology annotation, cellular component: Golgi stack. Bases 184 to 1770 code for a protein of 528 amino acids. Lineage: Eukaryota; Metazoa; Arthropoda; Malacostraca; Decapoda; Portunidae.